GGGCGUGGCGCCAGCGGACCGGCGUGCCGGGACGCCGUGGUUCUAGCGUAGGGUGACUACGGUGCAGAUGGCGGAAAUGGACCUGGAGGCUGAGUUGCCGCGUCCGGCUGGUGCUGCGCGCUGGGCCGAGGUUAUGGCUCGCUUUGCGGCCAGACUGGGCGAGCAGGGCCGGCGGGUGGUGCUAAUCACAUCUGGAGGCACCAAGGUCCCCCUGGAAGCGCGAGCCGUGCGCUUUCUGGACAACUUCAGCAGCGGGCGACGCGGGGCAACGUCGGCGGAGGUCUUCCUGGCUGCGGGCUAUGGGGUCCUGUUCUUGUACCGAGCGCGCUCGGCCUUCCCCUAUGCCCACCGCUUUCCGCCCCAGGCCUGGCUGUCAGCCCUUCGGCCUUGUGGCCCAGUCCAGUCGGGCAAGCUGAGUCUAGAGGCCGAAGAGAAUGCACUCCCGGGCUUUGCUGCAGCGUUGCAGAGCUACCAAGAGGCAGCUGCUGCCGGCACCUUCCUGGCUGUAGAAUUUACCACUUUGGCGGAUUACCUGCAUCUGCUGCAGGCUGCGGCCCUGGCUCUCAGUCCAUUAGGCUCUUCUGCGAUGUUUUACCUGGCCGCGGCAGUGUCAGAUUUCUAUAUUCCUGUCUCCGAAAUGCCUGAACACAAGAUCCACUCAUCUGGUGGCCCACUGCAGAUAACAUUGAAGAUGGUGCCAAAGAUGCUUUCCCCUCUGGUUAAAGAUUGGGCUCCCAAAGCAUUUAUAGUUUCGUUUAAGCUGGAGACAGACCCGGACAUCAUAAUCAGUCGGGCUCGGAAUGCUUUGGAAGUUUACCAGCAUCAAGUAGUGGUGGCGAAUAUCCUGGAGUCAAUAAAAUCCUUUGUGAUUAUUGUAACCAAAGACUCAGAGACAAAGUUACUGCUGUCUGAGGACGAGGUAGCAAAAGGCAUGGUGAUAGAAGAGAAGAUAGUAGAGGACCUUCGGUCUCGACACACAGCUUUUAUAUGUGACAAAAACUGAAGGAAAUGCUCCUCUAGGAUCAAAAACCAGGGUUCUUACCACUGAUAGGAGCUAAGAUUAAUCCUCUGUUAAGGAUAAACACAAUGAAAAAUAAUAAAAGUGGUGUGCAGGCAAAUGCCUGUUGGGAUUUCAGUUCUGUGAGUGAAACACUUGACACUCACCUUGACCUGGAAAGUGAACAAGAAUUCACAAAGAUGGCUGGGAUUCCGUGUUCUGCAGAGCAGAUUGGACUGGAGCUGCUGUAUGCCCACCUGCUGUACAAUGGAAGGGUUGUGGUGCAUGAAUGGCCAUGCUCUGAAUUUAUUUAUCAAGUGCCUACCAUGUGCCAGGGUCUUUGUGAGCUUUGAGGGUCUGAAGGAUGAAUGAGCAUAUCUUAUUCAGGAACCGGAUGUACAAAAAUUUAUGUGCAAUAAAGUUUGUGCCCACAAAGGGAUACUUGGGAAA
This is a messenger RNA of Grammomys surdaster, 1447 nucleotides long. RefSeq names its product phosphopantothenoylcysteine synthetase (gene Ppcs). Gene Ontology annotation, biological process: coenzyme A biosynthetic process. Gene Ontology annotation, cellular component: cytoplasm; nucleus. The transcript has 3 exons. Gene Ontology annotation, molecular function: phosphopantothenate--cysteine ligase activity. The coding region runs from base 68 to 1003 and encodes 311 amino acids. NCBI's taxonomy places the organism in Eukaryota, Metazoa, Chordata, Mammalia, Rodentia, Muridae. The record is from RefSeq and is a predicted model, not a curated record.